UUGCUGAUGCUCGGUGAAGGUAGUGGGCGGAGCAAGGCGACCUCCGAGCGGUAUUGAGUUGCUUAGUAGUCUGUUCUGGAAAAACUCAUGCAAGACAAUGAGGUGCAACUCGAACUACACAACUAAACCGUCGACUGGGUUUCCACAGCAUCGGAAUGACUCGAAUCAAAUUAACGCCACACCCAUAGAAGCUAUGUAUUCACUGCUAGACUGAGUAACAUUUACCCACCGUCUCUUUUGCUGUUACAAUGGACCCAUCAUUAUCUGAAUUGUUCUUACCAUCAUGUCUCCGUCCACUCGUCGUCUUUCCCGGCCAAAAAUCUUGCGUCGUAUUCCUCCAAGGAACCGAUCGUUUCCAUUGGAACCUAAACUUCCGCCAGAACUAUUCAAUCUCAUCCUUGACUAUCUCCAGUUCUCGUUACCAACUCUUAAGGUGUGCUGCCUCGUAGCGCGCUCUUGGAAUGCUCGUUGUCAACCAUAUCUCUUUCGCGUCGUGAAUCUGGAUGUCUGGAGUCUUCCUCCAGUCGCACUUCAGAUCAGGAAACGAUCCUUCAUUCGCAGACUUGAAGGUCUUUCCAGGAAGAGCCAUCUAGUUCAGUUCACGCAAAGAAUGUGGAUAGAGACAACGAGUUCCCGAGUCGGCAAUAAGGUCACUCCCAAGUUCAUCUACCAAAUCCUCACCAACAUUCCCAUGUUUACAAAUCUUCAUACCCUGGUUUUGAAUGUUCCGUGGAAUUUUCGCUGGGGGAAUUCUUCAGAAUGGCCCUCCAAAACUCUAGGAUCAUCUCUAAGCAACCUUAUCAGACAAAACCCAAACCUAAACUCGCUUUCUCUUAGUAAUCCAAUAUUUUCAUCGUUGGACGAUCUUCUCGCCAUCGUGGGUUUUUAUUCGUUGAAUCUUGAGCAUUUAACGAUAGAGAACGUACAAUCAAUUCCCGAGGAAAUGCGAGAGACUACUUCUGAUGAAUUUCGAUUAUGGAUGGAAGAGAUUGUUGCUCAUCGCGAGCCUCAUCACUUCCAUCUGAGCAUGCUUGGUUUGGGCUAUAUGCAUCCACGAAUUCGGAACGAGAUAUUGAUGUAUCCUGGGUUCAUCGAUUGGAAAGAAGUGAAGCACUUGAAUCUGUCUUGGGACAGACACCAUGCAUCUUCAUGCUCGACCCUCUUGUAUUGUUGCUUACACCACAAUCUAGAGACACUGAUAUUGUCGAUUGUGUGUUGUACAGAUAUCUUUGCCCUCGAUAUACAGCGCAAUCAACUCCCAAAACUCAAAUUUCUGCGCAUAUUUUCCGAAUCGGUAGGCGCGAUAACAACAGUUCUUGAGCAAAUUAUUCCUGCAAGUCCUCGGUUGCUUGGGCAAAUUGAAGUGGUCUUAGAUUGGGCGGUCCCCGGUGUAAAGAAAAUUCAUAACUCUCGCACGACCUCCCCUGUCGUUUCCCAACUGGACCCGCUCUUAGCCCAUUGGAUGCAAAGCCAAUAUGAAUACUUCCGUUUUGUGCACGUUGAUAUCUAUAUGUUCUACAGGAAAUUUUCGUUGAAAGAGCUGCAAAAGCUGUUUCAGGUCCUGUUGCCCGAAAGUUUUCGAAUACCAGGCUUCCACUUUGGACAAUGCCAUGGAGGCUUUCAUUAUAAUAAUCAGUGUCGCGGAACAACGAGCUUUUACUAAACAACUUUGCCAAUUGCCAACUGCCAAGCGCAAUAUGAUAUGGGCAGUGAAAUUAUGAAGGCUUCUGUAUACUAUAACACAUC
Lentinula edodes (shiitake mushroom) is the source of this 1746-nucleotide messenger RNA. RefSeq lists its product as uncharacterized. The coding region runs from base 284 to 1663 and encodes 459 amino acids. The transcript is spliced from 2 exons. Lineage: Eukaryota; Fungi; Basidiomycota; Agaricomycetes; Agaricales; Omphalotaceae. The record is from RefSeq and is a predicted model, not a curated record.